Molecule: messenger RNA, 985 nt
Organism: Hydra vulgaris (swiftwater hydra)
Lineage: Eukaryota; Metazoa; Cnidaria; Hydrozoa; Anthoathecata; Hydridae
Source: RefSeq, a predicted model, not a curated record
UAAUGAUAUAAGCCUAAUGAUAAUGAUGGCAAAAGAGAUCCUAGCUUUAUUUUAACAAAAUUAUUUUUUAAUAUUUCUUUGUUAAAUUUUCUUAAAUAAAUUUAUUAUAGGGUUGGUUAUUGGAAAAAGAUGGACUGAUGCCACAGCUACCUAAUGAUACUUGCUGGAACUCCCAACUAGAUUGUUUACAGACAUACAUAUCUAAUCAUUCUCUGUACGUUGACAUUAGAGGUGAGCAUAUGGAAUCCAUUGAUCCUUCGAUAGAAAGCCUAAUUGACAAUCUAUCAAUACAGAGAGAAGCAAUAAAUUUAUAUGCACAACUGAAAAUUGUUGGUGUUGCGUUAGAUAAGUUGCAAGCAGACGAUACAACUUUGUCUGAAGCAGUUGAGAUUUGGCAAAGCCUCAUACAUAAUGAAAAAUUGGCUUUGUACAAAGAUGAUAUUUUAAAGAGGUUCAAGAAGGCAAUUGUUCCAUGUCAUUUUCUUGCCAAUUUAACAGAUCCAAAAUAUGAAGGAAGAACAUUGGAUAGAAGUCAAGAAGAAGAAGCUGAGGAAUGGUUGAAUGAAGUCUAUCCUGAAUUUAUGCCAGGCUAUUAUGCGUUUAAACUAAAAGAUGCUAAUUGUUUCCCAACAUAUUUAUUCAACGAUAGUGUUAAAAGCACAACAUCAGCAACAAAUUGGUGGAGAAUUAUAGAAAUGAAAGAAUCUAAGUCUUCCAAAUUGCCUGCAAAUUUUGCAAAAUUUUUACGGCAGUUGCACACUUGUCCAGAUAGUACUGGAUCCAUAGAAAGAUUUUUCUCAUCUUUUGGGAUUAUUUGGAGCAAAAUUAGAAAUCGUUUAGGAAGAGAAAAAGCUGAAAUGCUUGUACGAAUUUACAGACAUUUAAGAUCAAGAUGCACAAUUGCUGAUGACUUUUAGAUUACUUUGUUUUAAAUGAUUAAGCUUGAAUAUUAUUGCUCCAAGUAAAAUAAAAUUCUUGUUUAUGA